Neospora caninum is the source of this 1047-nucleotide messenger RNA. RefSeq lists its product as hypothetical. Gene Ontology annotation, biological process: protein ubiquitination; ubiquitin-dependent protein catabolic process. Gene Ontology annotation, cellular component: nucleus. Bases 1 to 1047 code for a protein of 348 amino acids. Lineage: Eukaryota; Apicomplexa; Conoidasida; Eucoccidiorida; Sarcocystidae. The record is from RefSeq and is a predicted model, not a curated record. The transcript is spliced from 6 exons. Gene Ontology annotation, molecular function: zinc ion binding; ubiquitin protein ligase activity.
AUGGCUCUAGACAGGGAACUUGACGUGGCGUGUGGGGGAGGUUCAGAGACAUCGGAAAACCGCGCUGAGAGGAAAGACGACGAGCAGCCGGGAGACAGGGAGACAGAGGAGGACACAGAGCGAGGAGACAGAAGCGACACCGGCGAGACAGGGACCGAGCGCGUGACGGAAGGAGACAGCCGGGGCGACCAGAGGCGGGAAGAGGCUGCUGUAGGCAGCCCCGCAAAUCCAAAUGCACCGCAAACGGGGCAAGCCAAUCCCUCCGCUUCUUCCCCUGCGUCCCAGCUUCGCGAAGACAGAGAAAGUGAAGGAGGCGGAGAAGAAGACAGAGAUGAAGAAGAAGAGUGGGAGGAUGUGGAGGAAGGGGAAAGCGAUGACCAACUUUCCUUUGAAGAUCCGAACGAAGAAAAGUCGGAUGAAAAGGCGACCGAAGAAGUGGAACCGAGGAUCGGCUGCCCUCACUACCGGCGCAAAUGCAAAGUCGUCUCUCCCUGCUGCGGCGAGGUUUUUUGGUGCCGACACUGCCACAACGAAGUCAAAGCUGACGGCGAGAGAGACUACCGGAAGGCCCACGAGCUGGAUCGGACGGCGGUCACGGAAAUCGUCUGUGCGGUCUGUGAAACCCGACAGCCUGUCAGCAACCAAUGCGUUCAGUGCAAGGCAACCUUCGCCACCUACUUCUGCGACAUCUGCAAGUUCUGGGACGACGACGGUCUAAAAAAAGAGGUGUAUCACUGCGAUGAAUGCGGUCUCUGCCGCACCGGCGGGCGGAGUAACUACUUUCACUGCAAAGUUUGCGGUAGCUGCUACUCAACGGCGAUUCGCGAUUCGCACAAAUGCGUGGGCUGCAAGAGUCUCGGGGAUUACGGAAGAUUUUGGGAGAGGCUGGAUGAGGAGGUGGCGAGGACGCCGUUGCCUGAUGAAUUACGGAGGAAAGCAACCGCAAUUUGCAACGACUGCGGCGCAAGAUCAGAAGUAGACUACCACAUUGUAGGACUCAAAUGUGGGAGUUGCGGCGGGUAUAACACCAGAGAGAUGAACGCAUGA